AGCUCUUUGGAUUUCAUAUUGAGAGUUAACAGCAUCAGAUUUAAACACAAAUGACACACUUAUAAUCAACUCUAGACCUUUUAUCUGCUUAAGUGAAUUAAUGAAGGAAUAAUACAUAACUGUCCAUGGAACAGCUGAGCAGCCAAUUGUCCAAUUACUUCUGGUCCCUUAAAAAGGUGGGGAGAUAGGCAAAUAUAAAAAUUGCUGUAAUAUAAACAAUUAUUUAAUUUCAACUCCAAUAUACUGUCAGACAGUACUGCACAUUCAGGUAUGAAACUAAACAAUAUAGUUUAGUGCUUUCAUGUAUACCAAUUUCACCAAAGUUAACACUGUACUAUAUAAGUAAAUACACUCUUAAUAUUUACUCUAUAAGUAAGAUAAUAUUUUAUUGUAUUUAUUUAAAACUUUUUUUUGUAUUUAUUCAUAUAACCAUUAACUAGAUAAACCUAUUUUAAAAUCUUUAUUUUCUUAUUAUGGCUAAUGAGCUAACUUGAAACUUAAGAGGCUACUUUCUUCUUUGUGGUUGUUCCUUCAUCUGCAACCCCCAAAGUGAGAACAGACAGAAGCACACAAUGCGUUUGCAAACAGAGAAAAGGAAGGAAGAUGAAAAAUAAGGCAAGAGAAACCGAGAUCUGUUACAUACAGCGCUGAUCACAGAAUCCUGACAAGAAGACAGAACAAGAGUGCAAAAUAAAUUAAUAAUUAGGAAGCGAAACUGUGGUUGGAAAAAGACUGAAGACUUUUUAUACGACUUUUUAAGUGAACAAGGAGUAUAACGCUUCAUGGAGAGAAAGUCAUAUGCACUUUAAAUGGUGGGCCCAAGUUAUAGGUUGCCUGAAUAUACACACACCACUGUACCAAAAAGAGGACAAAUGCAUAAAAAAUGACCACUGCUAACAGAACAGACAUGCCGUCAAACAACUCUUUCAUCCAUCAUACAGUCUCAGAACUCAAUCAUUCAUGCUCUUUGGAAGAAGAAGCCCAGCGUGUGCCAUUUGCCGUCCUGUAUUCUCUCAUCUUCCUGUUUGGCUUGGCAGGGAACCUGCUGGCCCUCUGGGUCUUCAUCUUCCUCCACUCACGCCGCAACUCGGUCCGCAUCUUCCUCAUCAACGUGGCUCUGGCUGACCUAGUGCUUGUAGCCUGCCUGCCAUUCCGCAUCCUCUACCACAUACUGGGCAACUACUGGCCCUUAGGGUCCAGGAUGUGCAAGAUUGUAGGCAACCUCUUCUAUAUGAACAUGUAUGUAAGCAUCACCCUGCUGGGUCUCAUCAGCCUGGACCGCUAUGUCAAGAUACAUGGUUUGCCAGGAACACGGGCAUCCUUCUUCCACCGCUGGCUGAAGGGGAACAGAUGGAGUGUGGUGGCAUGCAGUGUAUUGUGGACAGCCUCGCUGCUAGCUGUGGUGCCUAUGAUUGCUCUGGCUGAGGGCAAUGAGGAGCAGGGCAAGUGCUUCCAGUACAAGUCUCGAACACAAGCACGCAGUAAGGCAUACUUUAACUUAUUUAUGGUGGGCGUUUUCUGGUUCGUGUUCUUGCUUAUGUUGGUGUCAUAUGGACGGAUUGCCUGGCGCCUUUUGCAAGCAUCCUAUAACAAGCCAGACCUGCCCAAUGCAGGGCACUACUCCCGUGCUGCUAAGAAGUCCUUUGUGGUGCUUUUCCUGUUCACCAUCUGCUUUGUGCCCUACCAUGCCUUCAGGGGAGUGUAUGUGCAGUCUCAACUAACGGAGACCCCCUGUGAGAUGCGCCAUCAUAUAGACCAUGCCAAUGAGGUUAUGCUGCUCUUCUCAGCCCUCAACAGUUGUCUGGACCCCCUCAUGUACUUUGUGUUGUCAGCUUCAGUGCGCAAGGCCACACUAAGUGCUAUUUCCCGGGUGUUCUGUGUGUGCAACCACCCCGCCAUCAACAGCUCUUCUACAGAGUUCCACCGGACAUCUGUGUCCCAGGCUUCUAUCACCGCACUAGCUAAACCCGAAAGUGUGGGGCUCAUCACCAUCCUAACGACCACCCAUCCUAAAGACAAUCCAUAAGCUUGACUUUAUGUAAACAGAGGUACAAUAUAUGGACAAAAGUAUGUGGAGGCCUGACCAUCACAUGUGUCCAUGUUGCAACAAAUCCAUGGGCAUUAAUAUGGAGUUCAUUCUUCACUCUCCUGGGAUGGCUUUCCACUAGAUUUUUUAAUGUGGCUGUGGCCUGUCAUUCCACAUUCUCUAUCACAUGCUGGGCAACUACUGGCCCUUAAAAUUCAGCAAGUGCACCAACCUUGGGAAGCAAUGUCUUUAUGGACCUCACUUUUCGCAGGCCCCUUAACUAAGGCACCUUGGUGCCAGUGAAGGGAAAUCAUAAUUCUACGACAUACCAAGAUAAUCAAGACAACUGUGUGUCUCCAACAUUGUGACGACAGUUUGGGGAAUGCCCACAUAUGGGUGUGAUGGUCAGAUGUUCACAUACUUUUGGCCAUAUAGUGUAUGACCUCCCAAAAUAUGGAAGCCUUAACAUGAAGGAAAAUGGCAAGACUCUUUAGACAAUGAUAUCGUACAACAGAUGGAUUAUGGUGGGGAAUCAGUGCUCAGUCAGUCUCAAAGCUUGAAGAUCCUCACAAGUCAAAAGGACUCUAUUAUAUGGAUUAUAGCAGCAUUUCUUUCAGACAUUACAAUAUUCCAAUAUCAUAAGAGAAAAAUAAGGUAGCAGUGCUUUCUUUGCUUUUUCUUUUGCUUAACUUUCUUUCUUUUAGAAUCUGAUAAUACAGUCAAGAAUCUGCCACAAAAUAUUAUUAUUAAAGGAUACACAAUCAAUUCUGAUAAUUAUGAUAAUUACUAACAUGAUAAUUAUGAUAAUUCAUUGAUUUUAAUCAUAAAAACCUGUAAACAAAAGCACAGCUACACAGAAACACCGUUAAAAUCCACACGGAUGUAAAAAUGCAGUCACUUGGACAAGUGGCGUCAAACUUCCAAACUGCACAACUCAAUGAUGUACACAAAAGACUAUUAAGCCAUGUUUGUGAGACUAAAUUACUCAAACUCUGUAGAUGGUGCAGGUCUGUGUCCAGUGUGCAAAUGGAGCCCAACUGCCCAUCUGUGCUAACCCUGAGGUAAGUCUCUGACAGUAAUCCCACUUUAGUCACAGAUGUCUGUCUCAUCAGAAGGAGAUUUAUCUGGCUGUUUUACAGUACUUCUCUACUCUACAUACUUCACACACACACACACACACACACACACACACACACACAGAAUAUUUUGCUCUGUAGUAGUGCAUCAUGUUUUAAAUUGAAUCAAUUUCAAUUUGUCUGAGUGGCCAUGUAAAACAUUAACAGGGCCCCAGAGUGGUGCAACAGAAAAACAUUCCCCUAUUUUAGGGAGAUCAGGCCUCCAAGUGUGUUACGCUGCCCUAUGACACAGCAGGAGCAGCAUGGUUGGCAGGUUGUCUUUGCAUGUCUCUGAGGAACCACAUGUUCGUUCUUCUGUCCCCAGUUGACAGUUGUUGUGUGAAAGGGGAGAGUUAGCUAGUGGGUGGGAACUGGCAAGACCAAAUUGGGGAGAAAAUGGGGGAACAAAUGAAAAGAAACACAUUGACAUGACCUUCAGUUAAGUUUUUCUCUAGUUUAUGAAUAGCUCUUUUUUAAGUGGAGUGCUGGAAUUCUAGUAGUGAUCUUUAGAACUCUUGCAGACCACGUUAAGGAAUGUGUGAAUGCUCUUCUUAAAAGCAAAAGAGUGUGUUUCAUUUCAGAAGACAAAAAACUGUACUGUUAAAUGAAUCACAAACAUUCAAUGUGCAAAGGUGCACAUGCACACACAUUCUACCACACACAGGAUGCGAUGUCUCAAAAUAACACAAAAUAUCCACCAAAAGGAUGUGGUUAUGGUCAGUAUUGCAAAAACAUAUAUAUCUAGACUGUGAUCAUCAGCAGUUGUUCAAGGAACUAAAUAACUGCUGAAAACAUGCACAUACGUGGUUAAGAGCCCCUUCACCUAUACAGAUGUUAUGCUGUGACCCAUUUCAAAACUGUUUCACUCUUGGUGAAGGGGGGUGGGCGGAGCACUUCAGAAGGGCUACUGUGGUGGACACUCCACAUGAUCCAAGCAUAAAGCAUAAUAAUAAAUGGGUGAGGGAACAACAUUUUAUAGCAUUUAUAACAUAAGUGAUAACCAAAAGCAACUUAUUUCACACACAUUCCACAACAUUAAAUAUAACUGUAAAUGUAAUAAAAAGCUUUAAUUGCUGGCAAAUUGCUAAACUUUAUGUUGGGCCACAUCACUCAAACCAUCCAUUACUUAUUUUCUUAUAACCAUAUGCCCCACUGUGUUUCUUUAGUUAUGGCAAUUUCGUCCUGGUAAAUUCAUCUCUUGACACCCACAUGUCAAAAACACAUAUGCAAGGGCUACAGUACUGACUGCGUAGCAAACAGAUUAAUAAAGGGAACAGUCGUACCUUGACAUCUCGGUGAAUAACAUUGUUGUCAUGGCAGUAGCGCAGUGCUUCUAAUAUCUGACGCAUGUAGUGGCUAAGGGUGGUGAGAAAGAUAAAGUGAGAAAGAGUUUUAGACUGUACACAGAUUUGCCACACAGAAUCAUCCAGGAAACAAGAGGGAUAUGGCUACAUACCUGGCCACAGCCUCACUAUAGACAAAACCUGCAUCUGCCCUCUUCACAAUCUCAAAACAAAGAUCUGCCCCAUCCAUACUACAAGCAGAAGAGAAAUAAAGAGUUAGAAAAAAUCCAUUUUAAACACAUCAUGCCAAUUACCAAGAGCAAGACAGAGACACAGACAGACAGACACUUACAACUCAAAAACCAUAUAGAGCAUUCCAUCUGAGCUGUAUGUUUCCAGGAGUUCUACAAUGUGAGGAUGCUUCAGCAUGUGACAGAUACUAGCCUCUCGCUUCAGAUCUGUACAGGAAAAAAAGACAGGAUGCACAUUACUAUCAUCAGUUAUCAUAUCAUACUAUCAUCAAUAUCAUUAAAAAAAAGAUCAUAGUUUGCAAAUUUCACACCUUCCGGGUCUUCAUUGUAACUGCUUGUUUAUCAAUAAUCAAUAAAAAGGCCUUUACAUGUGUGAAUGUGUUGUGAUGAGUGGGAUUCCUCAGUGUGCACACAGUAGCAGCCUGUAUGACAUACCUCAUCAGUUCCAUUGUGCUAAAGCCAGACAGGCUGACGUCACUCUGUUCUUUCCUAAAGGGACACUAGAGGGGGCAAAGAUGUGUUCUGGCCCUUUCUCAGACUGCUACAUCAAACAGUAGACCAUAGUGUGAGACAGAAAACAGAACUGAGAGAAGGUAAUCUCUGUUUCAUAAUCUCUGUUUCCACUUCGAUUCCACUUUAUCCCUCCCUUCACCUUUUUUCCGUUUCCCUUACUUCUAUUCCCCUGUGCUGGGGGAGUCAAACUGCUAUCCCAGAGGGCCACAGUUUUUA
Messenger RNA from Pangasianodon hypophthalmus (striped catfish), 5404 nucleotides. Its product is annotated as probable G-protein coupled receptor 34. The coding region runs from base 884 to 2026 and encodes 380 amino acids. Gene Ontology annotation, biological process: G protein-coupled receptor signaling pathway. Lineage: Eukaryota; Metazoa; Chordata; Actinopteri; Siluriformes; Pangasiidae. The transcript is spliced from 2 exons. Gene Ontology annotation, molecular function: G protein-coupled purinergic nucleotide receptor activity. Gene Ontology annotation, cellular component: membrane. The record is from RefSeq and is a predicted model, not a curated record.